Molecule: messenger RNA, 1242 nt
Organism: Drosophila navojoa
Lineage: Eukaryota; Metazoa; Arthropoda; Insecta; Diptera; Drosophilidae
Gene: CngA
Product: Cyclic nucleotide-gated ion channel subunit A
Biological process (GO): monoatomic cation transmembrane transport
Cellular component (GO): plasma membrane; intracellular cyclic nucleotide activated cation channel complex
Molecular function (GO): intracellularly cAMP-activated cation channel activity; cGMP binding; intracellularly cGMP-activated cation channel activity
Source: RefSeq, a predicted model, not a curated record
UGCGCCGUUAGCCAGGCAUGCGAACGUACACGGCGCGCAACGUUUCUCUGCUGCUGCUUCUGCCGCUGCUGUUCCGUUAUUCGUCCUUUUUGCGUUUGACAGUGUGUGUGUGUGCGUGUAUCUGUUAGUUGGCGCGCGCGUUAUUUUGAUACACAGCAUCAACAUUUGAAUUUUUAUUCAAUUAAAGUGCAAAAAUCAACGCCAUUUUCGCUGUUAAUUCACAGCCCUCUGUCACUCGCUGAAUGUGCGUGUGUAUGCCGUCUCUCUGUGUGUGUGAGUGUUUGUAAAAAUAUGCGCGGCACAAUAAGAAAAAUACAUAUUCAAAUUUCAUUUGAAAUUACUGCACGCAUUUAAAUAAUUGUGUAAAAAAGUGAAAAAAUUCAAAUACUAAAGAAAGAAAAAAAUCAAGAGUGAGAAAGAGCGAAAGAUUCAGAGGGAGCGCGAGUGAGAGUGAGGUGGCAUUGGUAUAGCCUCCAGGAGACGGGAGAUAGGAGCCAGCAGGCAGCAGCUAGCGUAGCCACAUUUAAUAGGAUUACACGCUGCCUGACAGUUUUGCCGGAUUAAUACAACUCAACUCAAAGAGGAAGCACAUAGCCUUAGCUCCGCUUUUGGCUGACGCUGCUUUUCUAUUUCCCGGGACCGUGCAUCAUGUGCUUAGCGUAGCACUGCCGUGGAUGAGCCGCAAUGUGGACCUAUAUGAUGGCAGCCGCCCGCGGAGAUCGGGUCAACACAAUGAUGUCCAGCAGACGCCGCCCGGAGACCGAAUCGCCCAAAUACGGUUACAACCUCUCCCGUCCCAUGUAUCGCACGACACGCUUUGUCAGCCCCGUCGCCUCGGCGCCCGCCCAGCUCGGGCCCUCCAGCUGCAAUCCGGCGCACGAGGAGCUGGAGGUAAGCGGCGGCCUCUACGCCCCAUUUCAGCCGACGCUGGGGGCUGUGGGCGCGGAGGGCGGCGUGUGUCUGCCGCGCAAGCAUUUGAUUGCCAACCAAACGGCAAUGCCGUUGCCCAUGGGUCCAACCGACGGCGCUGAGCCGGAUGAGCAGCAGCCGCACUAUCCGCGCAGCAGCUGCAGCAACAACAGCAGCUGGCUAUCCACACCCCACACAAAUAACACCAGCAACAACAACAAUAACAACAAUAACAAGUCUUUUGUCCUCUGGCUGCGGCUGCCGCUGCGGCUGCGGCUGCCAGGUGGCGCUGGCAAUGAAGGACUCGAGUCACUUGAGACUUUUGCGGGUUAA